AUGUUUAAAUAUUUACUAAUUGAAUUAUAAGAGGAUGACAGGAUACCUUUAAUGAUAUUAGUUGAGGACGAUAAGAGUAAAUUCUAAAUACCCUAACCCUUUUCUGAUGAGAGAACUACAUUAGUGAAACAUAUUUCUGAUACUAGAAAAGAGCAAUUAAAAGAGGAAAUUAAAACGUUCGAGGCAUGUUUACUUUUUAUGGAGGAGACCACCACAUAUUUAAAUACAUUUGAAAAAAAUCAAGAUGUAAAUAAAUUUGAAGAAAAUUACGAAAAGAAAUAUUUUAUUCAAUCUUUCAGUGAUUUGUUGAUUGGAGGACGUACUUUCAAGAAAAUUUUAUCAAGUUACAAUUACUAUUCUAAGAUUAAAGAAAAAAAAGAGAAAGUAGAAGAAGAGAAAGAUGAAAAAACCCAAAAAUAAAGUGAUAAUCCUAAUCAAUAAAAAAUUAAUAAAUCAAACGUGGCUAUUCUUAUAUAUUAAGGGGAAUCAGAGCAUGAUCUAAAUGAGACAAUAUCUUACUUUAAAGGUCUUAAAAUAAUUCCAAUUAUAUUAAUUAAUUGUAAAAAGCAUUUCUAAUAGUUGUUUUAGGAAGAUGACAUCUACAAAGAUUACUUUAAUAUGUAUAUAAAAUACUCCUUUUCUACAGAUCAUUCCUUUUUCUUAGAGAAAUAAGAUGAAAAUGGCAAAUUCGAAUAUUAUUUUUCUUUCUUUAUGUAACUUGACACAUUGUAAUUAAUUCGAUGGAUUUAUCUUGGAAUAUUGAGUUUCAUUGAUCCAGAAUAUGUUGUGAUAUUAAAGAGCGACUUUAUAUUAAAAUUUCGAAUCACAGAUCUUUUUUCUCUAUUUUGUUAAGAGCAAACAAUAUUUGGUAUUUAAUUGGGUGAACAAUUAUUAGUUGAAGAUGAAAGUUUGAAACAAUUAUCCUAUUAUAUACAGAUUCCUAAAAUAAUUUCAUAACCCUCUAUAAUGCAUUUACAAAUGGAGUCUUAUUUCAAAUUAGAUGGUAGAAUAUUAUUCCCUAUUAUAAAAAGCCUAAAAAACAAAUAUUGGAGUGCUGGGACUAAAUUCAAUUUUACCUAUGUUAAUGUUAACACAACAAAAAUAAUUAGAAUUGCAUCACUUAAGUAAGCCGGUAUUAACUUUAAGUAUUAACCAAUUACCAGAAAAGACAUUAAUAGAUCAUUUCGUUGA
Molecule: messenger RNA, 1191 nt
Organism: Paramecium tetraurelia
Lineage: Eukaryota; Ciliophora; Oligohymenophorea; Peniculida; Parameciidae
Exons: 2
Source: RefSeq, a predicted model, not a curated record